CUUGAGCCAACUACACGACGCUGCGUGCCUGUGGUUCAUCGAGUCUUGCAAGCCAAUGGCCACACUGCGGUUGUCCUACUGCCCUUUGGAGAUUCACUACGAGCUUCUGCGUCGCCCGCUCGCCGACAGCAGCGGCCCGAGCUGCCUCAUCAUUCAGCACCACGUUUUUAGGUUGGACGACACAGCUCUGCUGGCCAACCUUAACCGCUUUGGCCAACUGCGGUACUUGUACCUUCUAUUGGAAACGCCUCUGUCACCCAGCGCGGCAUCGAAUGCCGUGACCGCCGCCAGCCGGAGCCUACCGCAGCUGAAAUGCCUGCACGCCCACUACCAGGACGUCGUCGAUCCCAACCUUCUCGGCACUAUCACGUGGCUGCGGGACCUGGAGGGGCAAAGGGUGAUCGCGUGCUUCGAGGCGGUCCCUGCUUCCAAAGUUGUUCGACGGCUACCUUCAUAGGACUCGCAAAGCCGCUCAACCGUGACAUCCAGCCGAUGCUGUAACUGAAGGCUACGACACUUUUACGAAGGACACGCAAAAUUUUGCUGUAGAAAAGACGUUGCACCCUACCUUUCUUUAGUUGGUACAUGUGCACUAAUAAAUAG
Messenger RNA from Rhipicephalus sanguineus (brown dog tick), 603 nucleotides. RefSeq lists its product as uncharacterized. The record is from RefSeq and is a predicted model, not a curated record. The transcript is spliced from 2 exons. NCBI's taxonomy places the organism in Eukaryota, Metazoa, Arthropoda, Arachnida, Ixodida, Ixodidae. Bases 56 to 457 code for a protein of 133 amino acids.